Messenger RNA from Nilaparvata lugens (brown planthopper), 2111 nucleotides. RefSeq names its product putative RNA polymerase II subunit B1 CTD phosphatase RPAP2. Gene Ontology annotation, cellular component: cytoplasm; nucleus. NCBI's taxonomy places the organism in Eukaryota, Metazoa, Arthropoda, Insecta, Hemiptera, Delphacidae. Bases 156 to 2018 code for a protein of 620 amino acids. Gene Ontology annotation, molecular function: RNA polymerase II CTD heptapeptide repeat phosphatase activity; RNA polymerase core enzyme binding. The record is from RefSeq and is a predicted model, not a curated record. The transcript has 7 exons.
CAGCUGUUUUGCUUCAGAAUUUUCUAACCUAAAAUAAAAUAAUAAUACCUCUAUUUACAAAAAUACAAGUUUAUUAUUGUCUUGGUUAAUAGAUUGUUAUGUUCGUCUAAAAAUAUCUUUAGAUGUGAUAUAUUGAAUAUUUUCAACUCAAUAAAAUGUCAGGAAGUGAAACAAAAUCAUUAAGGAGAGAAAAUUUGGAGUUGAUGCUCCUGAGGAAAAAGGAAUGCACAGCUAAAGCUCUCCAGUGUGUGGAAACAUUGAUUGAACUGAAUGUGUUGGAGCCAACCCUCCGUCGAACUUUACCACACAUCAAUCAAAGUACUUAUCAAGAUGUUGUUGAUGAGCGUUCGAUCACCUAUGUCUGUGGCUAUCCGUUAUGCUCAUCCAAACUGAAAAAUAUACCUAAAAAACAGUAUUCAAUUGUGAGAUGUAAUGGGCAGUUGACACUUUUCGACACUGCUGAAAGAAAGAAAUUCUGUAGUAAUAUUUGCUAUAAAGCUAGCAAAUUUCUUUUUGAUCAGCUGCCUUCCAGCCCUCUGUGGUUGAUAGAGACCAAGGAAACUGAUGCCUUCACGCUGAUACCAUUAAAUAGUAAUAUCAGCAGAUGCAGCUAUGGCGAAGAAAUUCAAAUGAAUGUUGAGAGGCCGGCUACUGUCAAAAAUGAUGAAUCUUCAUUGAAAAGAGCGUCUGAUGAGAAUGAAUCGUAUACUAGUAAUUUGGAAAUUGCUACAAAUGACAGUACUGGUCGUUCCAAAUUGGAUAAUCAGUCUACAUCGAAUACUGAAGAGCUAUUCUUUGAUUCCUGUAGUUCUCUCGAUGGUGAUCACGUGAACGCGGAAACUCAGAAGCAUGAAUUUGAUAGCCAGUCAUCAGUAGUUGGGGAUCUUGCUAAUCAUAAAACGUUGCCUACAAAGGAUCAAUCUUCCACAUUCAAUGAACAACCAUUUAGUGAAAAGAGUGAUAAAGUGAUUGAAAGCUGGGACAAGAAAAUAGAGGGAACAAUAAACAAUCAAGCAUCACAAAUUAAUACAAAUAUCAGAACUGAGGGAAACUUGAAUCAUGUGAUUAGUUCUAAUAGGGAAGUGAAUGAUGUGAAAGGGACUUUAGUUGCAGAAUCUCAUGAAGUAACUAAUGUGGGGAACCAAAAAGAAAAAGUAGAAUCUAAGAAGAUGAAAAAGAAGAAACAGAAUAAGGAAAAACAUGAAGAACAUCCAGAUAAAUCACCAGUUUUGGCCGCUGUCCUUAAUACCGAACAAAAAAUACGUGAAUGGGUGUCAGUAGAAACUUUGAAUUUUAUAUUUGGAUCAGAAAAACUCCGUAAUAUUCUUGAAGAACACGGUCUAUUGGACAAACUGCAAGAGAAGAAUAUCGACUCAGCUAGAGAUCCGUAUUUGUUCGAGCGGUACAUUGAAAUCUGUACCAAAUUGAAUAUUUUAGAUAUGAAGGAUUCCAAGUUUGAUAAAGAAGUGAGAGAGGAGAGUGUGAUACCGACCAAGCCUCUCCCCGACUUCAAGAAGCUGAGAGAAGAAGCCAAGGAGAUGGAGUUGAAGGUUCGCUCGUUCUAUGCCGGUGAUAAGAGGGUUCAGUUCUCCAAUGCAAUUAUCGAAGAAUCUGAAGCAAAGGAUGAGAAACCAAAUGUGCUGCCACUUGUGGAUCAGCAUGCCCAACAUGCAUUCAGAAGGCGUAUUGUCCUUGACCACCUCAACAAAGUUUUACCUGACGUUAUGAAGACUGUUGGAAUUACAAACCUUAUCUCCAAGAAAGAUAUGAGAGAUUUAGUUCACACAUUCACGCUUUCUGCAAGCAAUGUUGUGUUCAAACCAAUUGAAUGGCAAUUCAUUGCAAUCAUAAUUGUUAAAUUGUUUUCUGUUCGGGAUGAAGGAUUGGCAAAAUUGUUAGCGACAGAGAAAGCCAGAAAAUAUAUUACUCUCAUCUUGAUGAGCUACGAACAGGACAGUGAUUAUCUAGAUCGGCUCAUGACGUGGCUUUUGUAUGAACAUUCUCUUUUCCAAUCGUAAUCUAUAUUGUAUUGGUCGAUCACUGAAACACAGUAAUUAUGAACGUGAUAACAUCAACUUGUGGAUUUUUAAUAUAUGUUUUUUAUUGAUGAA